GUUCUGGCAUCUUGAGACCUAUCAUCACUCUGGGAGUCAGGGAUCAGUCGGAGCACUUCGGACUCAUUCGGCUGCUCACGGCUAUAGGUGAUCAGUUGGAAUUAGAUUAUCGAUAAGUUGAUAAACUCGGUAAUUGUGAGCCCUUGACAGUGACCUUUGACCUGGCAUCAUCUCACCAUGACAUCACAGCCCACGCUGUUCAUUGGCCUUGUGCCCAUGCUUGCGUUCAUGACCCUCACCCUCUUCUCGCUUUUCGCUGAUGCCAGCCAGCCGUUCAGCCAGGACGAGAAGACAGCGAUUGUCGAUAGGCACAAUGAGAUUCGAAGGGAGCCAGGGGCCAGCGAUAUGUACUACAUCGACUGGGACGAUGCAUUGGCAAGUCAGGCCCAAUCGCUCGCCGAUUCUUGCGUAUUCCAUCACGUGAACGAAGGCCUGGUCAUUGGCGAGUUCGACACGAUAGGCGAAAAUAUAUUCGCGAUGGGCGGCGAGAGCAGUGACAUCAAGACGGGAGUGGAUGCCGUGGAUGAGUGGUAUAAAGAAAAGGACAAUUAUAACUUGGCCGAUAACUCGUGCUCUGCUGAAUGUGGUCAUUACACCCAGGUAACGUGGGCUGAGAGUCGGAGAGUAGGGUGUGGACGUAACUACUGUCCUGAUCUGCAAAAUGCAUUCCCUAAUGCAUGGUAUAUCGUCUGCAAUUACGGACCUGCAGGAAACGUUGGAACAGAAAAGCCGUUUAAGUUAGGUGAUCCUUGCACGGAAUGUGCAUCGGGCAGCGGUCAAUGUUAUGAUGGACUGUGCCGUCCCUGCAGUGAGCACAGCGAGGGAUGCGACUGCAGGAUCGUGUGCCAAAACUGUGCCAGCGUCAACGACGAGUGUAAAUGUGACUGUCCCAAUGGAUACCUGGGGGAUCGUUGCGAAGAAACUUGUGAGGACAAGGAUCCAUCUUGUGGAGCAAACCCCGGAUGGCCAGACGCCGAUUCAUGUUCUCUUGGAGAUUUCGUACCCGCUGGAUGCCCCUUAAUGUGUGGCGUAUGCAAUGCCGCUGAUCCCGACUUCGUUUGUGAUGGUAGUACAAGCACGGGAACGAGUACUGGCACGGGUAAAGACACGGGUACCGGUACUGGAAUGGAUCGAACUCCUAACCGUGGACGACCAGGCGGAGGAGGAGGUGGGGAGGCACGCAUCACGGGUGACAUUUGUACGCAAGAAUUCACUGCUGCAACCUAUGUCGACAACGUACUUUACCUUUUCCACGGUGGAAAACUAUGGAAAGUGUCAUCAUCUGGCGAGCUCCUAUCGCCUGUUGGAGGUGAAGACGCACAGGAUAGCUUUAUCAAACUACCAAAUGAUAUUUCAGCUGUCUACCAGCGAAAAGAUGGCAACGUCGUGUUCCUGAGAGAUCAAAAGAUGUUUAUUUUCCAGGAUAACAAGCGCAUAGAAGGCCACCCUAUUAAAAUAGUAGACUGGGGCGUUGAGAAAGAUAUAGCAGGAGCGGCUCAUGACGGGCAACAAGACAAGACGUACUUCUUUAAAGGCCCACAAGUAUGGCGCUACGACGAGAAAUCAAAGACAAUAGAUAACGGAUAUCCGAAGAGUAUCGCAGCCGAGUACGAUUCGAAGGUCAACAAACCGCAAUUUGUUUUCUCGGAUAACAGAGGGAAUUUCUUUUUCGUAAAGCUCCAGAAAGUAUUCCGCAUCAGCGCCGGAGGGAACGAAGUAGACACCGGAUAUCCGAAACCAUUUGCUCCCGAAUUCUUCUCUGACUGCUAGAGGUCAGAUAGCUAUACCAAA
This is a messenger RNA of Lytechinus variegatus (green sea urchin), 1791 nucleotides long. RefSeq lists its product as uncharacterized. The transcript is spliced from 14 exons. Gene Ontology annotation, cellular component: extracellular region. Bases 178 to 1770 code for a protein of 530 amino acids. The record is from RefSeq and is a predicted model, not a curated record. NCBI's taxonomy places the organism in Eukaryota, Metazoa, Echinodermata, Echinoidea, Temnopleuroida, Toxopneustidae.